Molecule: messenger RNA, 2079 nt
Organism: Fusarium keratoplasticum
Lineage: Eukaryota; Fungi; Ascomycota; Sordariomycetes; Hypocreales; Nectriaceae
Product: NADPH--cytochrome P450 reductase
Exons: 3
Coding region: 1-2079 (692 amino acids)
Cellular component (GO): cytosol
Molecular function (GO): FMN binding; flavin adenine dinucleotide binding; NADPH-hemoprotein reductase activity
Source: RefSeq, a predicted model, not a curated record
AUGGCUGAACUCGACACUCUGGACGUUAUCGUCCUCGGCGCCAUCCUCCUCGGCACCCUCGCAUACUUUACCAAGGGCAAGGUAUGGGGCGUCACCAAGGACCCCUACGCCAACGGCUUCGCUGCUGGCGCCGCAGCAAGGCCUGGGCGCACAAGGAACAUCGUUGAGAAGAUGGAAGAGUCUGGCAAGAACUGCGUCGUCUUCUACGGCUCCCAGACCGGCACCGCUGAGGACUAUGCUUCGCGUCUCGCCAAGGAAGGCAAGAGCCGAUUCGGUCUCGAUACCAUGGUCGCCGAUCUUGAAGAAUACGAUUUUGACAAUCUCGACACUAUUCCCAGCGACAAGGUCGUCAUGUUCGUCCUCGCUACCUACGGUGAGGGAGAGCCCACCGAUAACGCUGUCGACUUCUACGAAUUCAUCACCGGCGAGGACGCCAGCUUCACUGAGGACAACGAUCCUCCUCUGGGCAACCUCAACUACGUCGCUUUCGGUCUCGGCAACAACACCUACGAGCACUACAACUCGAUGGUUCGCAACGUCAACAAGGCCCUUGAAAAGCUCGGCGCUCACCGCAUCGGCGAAGCUGGUGAGGGUGACGACGGCGCUGGCACCAUGGAAGAGGACUUUCUGGCCUGGAAGGACCCCAUGUGGGAGGCUUUGGCUAAGAAGCUUGGCCUCGAGGAGCGUGAGGCCGUGUACGAGCCUACCUUUGCUAUCACCGAACGCGACGACCUGACCCCCGAAUCCACUGAAGUCUAUCUCGGCGAGCCCAACAAGAUGCACCUCGAAGGCACUGCCAAGGGACCUUUCAACACCCACAACCCCUAUAUUGCGCCUAUUGCCGAGUCUCGGGAAUUGUUCUCCGCCAAGGACCGAAACUGCCUCCACAUGGAAGUCGAUAUCAGCGGUUCGAACCUCAGGUACGAGACUGGAGAUCACAUUGCUGUCUGGCCCACCAACCCUGGCGAGGAAGUCACCCGUUUCCUCGAUAUCCUCGAUCUGUCCGCAAAGCAACACGAAGUCGUCAAUGUCAAGGCCCUGGAACCCACCGCCAAGGUCCCCUUCCCCAACCCUACGACCUACGAUGCUAUCCUCCGGUACCACCUCGAGAUCUGUGCUCCUGUUUCUCGUCAAUUUGUUUCUACCCUGGCCGCCUUUGCUCCCAACGACGAGAUCAAGGCUGAGAUGAACCGACUUGGCAACGACAAGGAUUAUUUCCAUGAGAAGACUACCCCCCAUUACUACAACAUCGCGCGUUUCCUGGCUGCUGUUAGCAAGGGCGAGAAGUGGACUAAGAUUCCCUUCUCUGCCUUUAUCGAAGGUAUUACCAAGCUCCAGCCUCGUUACUACUCCAUCUCGUCCUCGUCUUUGGUCCAGCCUAAGAAGAUUUCCAUCACUGCCGUCGUUGAGUCCCAGAUGAUUCCUGGACGUGGUGAUCCUUUCCGCGGCGUUGCCACCAACUAUCUCCUGGCCCUGAAGCAGAAGCAGAAUGGUGACUCCAACCCCACGCCCUUUGGCCAGAGCUACGAAAUCAUGGGUCCCCGCAACAAGUAUGAUGGUAUUCACGUUCCUGUCCAUGUUCGUCACUCCAACUUCAAGCUGCCCUCGGACCCUGGUAAGCCCGUCAUCAUGAUUGGCCCGGGAACUGGUGUUGCCCCUUUCCGUGCUUUCGUUCAGGAACGUGCCAAGCAGGCACAGGAUGGAAUCGAAGUUGGCAAGACUCUCUUGUUCUUUGGAUGCCGAAAGCCUACUGAGGAUUUCAUGUACGAGUCUGAGUGGGAGGAGUACAAGAAGGCUCUUGGCGACAAGUUCGAACUCAUCACUGCCUUUUCCCGACAAUCUUCCAAGAAGGUGUACGUGCAGCACCGACUCAAGGAGCGAUCAAAGGAGGUCAGCGAUCUGCUGUCCCAGAAGGCCUACUUUUAUGUUUGCGGCGAUGCUGCAAACAUGGCGCGCGAGGUCAACAAUGUCUUGGCACAGAUCUUGGCUGAGGGACGUGGCGUUUCCGAGGCCAAGGGCGAGGAGAUUGUGAAGAACAUGAGGGCGGCGAACCAGUACCAGGAGGAUGUCUGGUCAUGA